Aphanomyces invadans is the source of this 1237-nucleotide messenger RNA. RefSeq lists its product as hypothetical. The transcript has 6 exons. Lineage: Eukaryota; Oomycota; Saprolegniomycetes; Saprolegniales; Verrucalvaceae. The record is from RefSeq and is a predicted model, not a curated record. The coding region runs from base 23 to 1162 and encodes 379 amino acids.
CGUUUCAGCCCCACCAUCGGCCAUGGACGCAGCAACCGCUCCCGACGACGUCGAGUACGGUGACGACGAGUUUCUAUCCGACGAGCCCGACGCAUCGAUAUCCAACGCGACGACAAACAAGGACGACCAAGCAGAAGCAGUAGAGGUGUCGGAGCAAGUGGCGGCGACCGCCGAGCGCAACGCGAUACCUGCGACGUCGCCUAGCAAACGACAGGCCGCCAUCGACGAGCACCAUCGUAAUACGCUGGCUGCCAAAGAAGUCGAGCUGCGAAAUUUGUACAAGCGCAUUAGUGUGUAUCGCAAGGCAAAUGCUGCGCUGCAGAAAGAGCUCGAGGGGUUUCACAACAACGAUUUUGUUGCCCAGGUGGAAAACAAAGCGAGGGAGAAGCAGCUAUUGAUUGAAAAGCUCACGCACGAAAACAAGUACUUGGCCAACCUCCAGCGGACCCAAGCCAAGCGCAUCGAGGAGCUGGAGAGUUUGAAGGAACACUUUCCAUCGAAGCACCACUCGGUCAUGGAAGAGCUCCGGAUAUGCAAGGAAACGUACCGCAUGUGCAAGGAGCGCGAGCGGCUCGCCGAAGAUCGGUCGGCGAAGCUGCACCAACAAGUUGUGGACCUCAUGGCCAGGAACAAAGCGUUGGCCGACAAGAUUCGACAGCACCAUAGCAGCACCGAGAGCAAGGCCACCACCAACGAUGCCACAGCACGACGCGGCGAUGGCGGCGGCGGCGGCGGCGGCGACGACGACGACGACGACCUGGCACAGUUGCGAACUCGAGUCGCGUUGCUGGAAAAGACCAAGCGCGCGGAGAAAGCCAAGUACGAACGUGUGAUUCAAAUGUGCCAGGAGCAACUGGACGCAUGCAAGCGAGAGAUGGAGGCUUUUCAGGCCCAGUUGCUGGAAAAGGAAAAGGAGUUGCGGCUCCAGGUUGUCGAAUUGAAGAAACUCAAGCGCCAGCUGCGAGAUCUCGCAGUCGACGCCCAAUCAACCCACCAAGUGUGCCACACGUUGGCCCAGCGACAGCCCACCCAUACCAAGAAGACGCCAAUGCCACCGUCAGGAACUUCCACUGCUGACAAACGAUCGCCGGCACCCGUGCGAAUACAAAAGCCCACCGCGCCAGACCAAGUACAUCCACUCGAACACGCAAACAUCAAGUAGAGGCAUCUUCUACACCAUUGAUAUCGCACACGCCAUAACUUAAGGAUCGACGGCCUCUCGGGUUAGCUGCACGAA